Messenger RNA from Clavispora lusitaniae ATCC 42720, 999 nucleotides. Its product is annotated as NAD dependent epimerase/dehydratase family protein. NCBI's taxonomy places the organism in Eukaryota, Fungi, Ascomycota, Pichiomycetes, Serinales, Metschnikowiaceae. Gene Ontology annotation, molecular function: oxidoreductase activity, acting on the CH-OH group of donors, NAD or NADP as acceptor. The record is from RefSeq and is a predicted model, not a curated record.
AUGACACAAGUAUUUCUUACUGGCGCAAAUGGCUUCAUCGGAGCAAAUAUUGCGAAGAAUCUCAUUGAAAAAGGCUAUAAAGUGAUUGGCACUGUUAGGACGGCUGAGAAGGGCGACAAGUUGAAGAGACAAUUGGGUGAAAAUUUCACCUAUGAGGUUGUUCCUUCCUUUAUCGGGGAAGGUGCUUUUGAUGAGGCAUUGAAGAAGCAUCCGGAAGUGGUGGCAUUCUUGCAUUCUGGUUCUCCUGUCGUGUUAGAAUCAGAGGACCCUGAAAAUGAUGUGCUUUUGCCUGCGAUUCAGGGAACUCAAAAUGCUUUGAAAGCAGCGCAAAAGUACGGACCGAACAUCCGAAAGUUCGUAUAUACGUCGUCUGUUGCCGCAAUGCACCACUUAAGCGAGGCGGCGCAUGUCACCGAAAAACUGUGGAAUCCCAUUACAUACGAAGCAGCUAAAACAGAGCCUAAUGGAUUGUACCAGGGUUCUAAAACUUUUGCUGAAAAGGCUGCUUGGGAAUUCAUUGAGUCAGAAAAACCCUCCUUCACACUCACUACCGUCAGUCCUGUGUUUACUUUUGGUCCUUUGGCCUUUGAUGAAGAUGCCGCAACGAAUUCUUUCUCCUCAACCUCGACUAUAAUUCCCCUUGUUCUCAAUACCAAAAAGGGUGGGAAGUUACCGGACUUCAAAGGUUCAGCUGUGCACGUAAAAGAUGUGGCAAGAUUGCACAUCGCUGCCAUUGAAAAUGACAAUCUUGCUGGAAAGAGAUUGAUCGCGUGUUCUGCUUAUUGGGACAUUCAAAUUCUAUUGGAAUUUAUUCAAAAAAACUACCCCGAACUUGCAAAAGACUUGCCUGAAGGAAAUCCAGGAAGCAGUGAGGAGGCCAGAAAGACAGCUCCAACUUUUGAUAACUCUGAAACCACUAGAUUAGUUGGAAUCGAAUGGAUUCCAGUUGAAACAGCGUUUAAAGAUGCGCUUGACCAAAUCAUUAGAACGAGAGGAUAG